CGGUAGUGAAGGCAUCAAGGCAUCUUAAACUUCUGCACGCGGUUUAGAUGACUCGUAUCCUUCUCCAUAUCCUUCUUUCUGCAGUGGCUUUCACGACACGUAUGCUAUCGUUAACAACUGCUCAGGAGCAUUUUAGUAGAAGGAAUAAUGCUACCAACACGAUCGCCGGUAUCCAAGCAGAGAACUUUGGCGUGGGAUGUGGUGGAGACAUGGAGUAUCCUUCCACCGACGAGUUCACUAAACAGCCACGGUUCGCGUAUUUGAUCACAAAUCCACUCGCGGAUUUCGUCGCUGUCCACUUCAAGCACUUCAACUUGCCCGAGAACGACUACGUUCAAAUCCGUGCUGCAGAUCCCGCGUCUACCGAAAAACAGAUUUUGCGCUUUCAGGGUAACGAGUCGAGCGGCGAUUUCUACGCCCCAGCGCUUUCGACGGUUGCUGUUAUUGUGGAAUUGUUUACAGAAAUUGCCGAUUUCCCUCAAGCCGUCGAUGCAUCAGAAUGUCUUGGAUUUUCAGUGGACAGAUACCAAUAUCUGGCCCGAGGUUCGUCUCUAAAUGGAGCCAAGGAGGAGGUAUGCGGCUUCGACAAUAGUCGAGAGGCAUCUUGCUACAAGUCGUUUACCGAAGUCUUCCAAGCGUCCAAAGCUGUGGCUCGCCUUUUAACCAAGAAACCCGAAGGUGCUUUCUACUGCACUGGUUGGCUGCUUGGCAGUGAAGGGCAUUUGAUGACCAACCACCACUGUAUCUCUUCACAAAUCCACGCAGACAACACUGAGUUCGAGUUUGAUGCAGAAGGAUCAGUGUGUAGCAUUAGCUGUGCGAACGCCCGUGCAUGCAGCGGAUCGAUUCGUGCCAAAUCGGCAACACUAAUUUACGCAGAUGACGCACUGGACUACGCUCUGUUGAAGCUUCCUGUAGAUUUAUCAGUCGAGUAUGGCUACCUUCGCCUGCGUACUAGUGGUGCCGAACUGUCAGAACGAGUCUAUAUGCCUGAACAUCCAGCUGGGUGGGGGAAGCGGAUUGCGAUGAAAACCGACAGUGGCUGGGGGACUGUGAAGUCGUUGACCAUGGGAGGCUGUGCGACGGAUCAAGUAGCAUACUACCUCGACACACAAGGCGGGUCAUCGGGAUCACCUGUUCUCUCGUGGUCAGAUAACACAGUGAUUGCUCUACAUCACUGCGGUGGGUGCCCAAAUACGGCAAUCAACAGCUACAAGCUCGUAAAUGACAUGAAAUGGCGCAACAUUCUUCCAGCAAACGCUACCGUAUAA
Phytophthora nicotianae INRA-310 is the source of this 1271-nucleotide messenger RNA. RefSeq lists its product as hypothetical. Gene Ontology annotation, molecular function: serine-type peptidase activity. Bases 48 to 1271 code for a protein of 407 amino acids. Gene Ontology annotation, biological process: proteolysis. The transcript has a single exon. The record is from RefSeq and is a predicted model, not a curated record. NCBI's taxonomy places the organism in Eukaryota, Oomycota, Peronosporomycetes, Peronosporales, Peronosporaceae.